Molecule: messenger RNA, 1447 nt
Organism: Didymodactylos carnosus
Lineage: Eukaryota; Metazoa; Rotifera; Eurotatoria; Philodinida; Philodinidae
Source: the annotation of a GenBank genome assembly
GAAACAAUUUGCUUGUAAAGAGUUUAAGAAUGAUUUAUUUUUGAGAUAACAAUAAUAUCAAAUGUAUUGGCUUUAUUGAACAGUGAUCGUGAAAAAAAUAAUUUAUUAGUUUGGAAAAGUUUAUUUUUGGAUACAGAUAGUAAUGAGAGAGACGAUAAAAAUGUUGAAAAUAAAUGCAGUGAAUCGAUAAUACAUCCGAUGCAUAUAAUCGGUGGUUUAUCAUCAUCGGCAUUUUUUAUGAAAGCGAUAAACGAUGUUUUUACAAGUCCCUCGAUGUUAAACUCAACUAAACGUGAAGUGAUCAGUUCGUAUUUACCCAAUGAUGUCAAUCCGCGUUACCAGCGAACAUCAACAAGCUCAUCGAUUAUUAAUGAUUCGCAUACAAAUCAUGGCACAAGACUGGGAGAUGUAAUUAGAAAAGUGUAUGAGACCAGUACCAUACCCAGCCACAACUUCAUCAAUAACGUUAGCCUCAACAGAAGAAGAAAAUAAUGCCAUCGAUUAUAUGCAUCGGAUGUAUUAUCGAUUCACUGCAUUUAUUUUCAACAUUUUUAUCGUCUCUCUCAUUACUAUCUGUAUCCUAACGCAAGACGUUAAAAGACCCACGUCGAACCGUCGGCGACGGUUAACUAACUGACAAACCUCGGGCGUUCUACGCGACCAACGAUCAUUUAUGACCGGAUGAGUCACCCGAGAAAGGGAUGUUAAACUCUGUGGCGAAGGAAAUGGCGUCACAAAGGCGGAUGAACCUAAUAGUAAGGUCAACGGCACUAUUCAUUCUAUACAUGAGGGCUGGUAUCCCAGUAUAGUCUUACCUGCUCGCAGGAAAGCCUACCAAGAAUGCAAUAUGAAAGUACAACAUUUAGCCAGACAAAAGGUCUAAUUUACUGCCAACGAAAUAGCCACCUAUCCGAAAGAUAAAAGGGCUUGGAACAAUCUUAUUGCCGCGUCUCAAAAGCACGACCGAUGAUAAUGAUGGUGACUAUCUGUAUCCAAAAAUAAACGUUUCCAAACUAAUAAAUUAUUUUUUUCACGAUUACUGUUCAAUAAAGCCAAUACAUUUGAUAUUAUUGUUAUCUCAAAAAGUAAAUCAUUCUUAAACUCUUUACAAGCAAAUUGUUUCGGUUUCAAUUCAGUAAAUCACUGAAUGAAUGUAAAUCCGAAAACAUAUCGAAUGAUAGUGACGAUAUUCAUGAACAAUUACUGUAAUCUGCAAUUGAACUAUCAUAGAACCAUCAAUAAUCAACACACCGCUGUACGCCACGGUACCAAUCAUAGCGCGCCACCACAACUGACAUGAAUCACUAUAACUAUUCGAUGCUACACCACUCGCAACAAAAUAAAAUCUUCCCAGCAAAACUAAUCAAAAGAAGUGAAUCUAAACCACCUGAGGAACCAACGUAGAAAACGAGAAGGAAAUUUUUGUCGAGAAACAGAGCGAUGGAGA